AUGGGGAGCCGCCCCACCCCUGGCCUCCAGAGAACCACAUCAGCUGGGUACCGACUGCCCUCCCCCAGGCCACCAGCCUCCCAGGGUGGCCCUGCAGCGGCCAGGGGUCUCGCUGGUGGCCGGGCCCCCCGGAGCCUGGAGGCUGAGCGGGCAGCCCUGGCAGCAGACAGCGUGCAGCAGGACCAGCUGUGGCGGGAGCUUCUGGAGGCUGAGCGGCGGAGCCAGUGGCGCUGGGCGCAGAACUGGAGUUUCCUGAAGGACUACGACCCCCUGGGCAACAAGAAGGAGCCGGUGGCGCUGCCCGACUACGUGCCUUUCUUUUCCGACACGGUCCCCAACUCCGCGAGCCGGGUGGUGGGCAGCAGGGUGGACACGCCCCUGGGCCGCGCCCUCGCGGGCAUGGACUUCUCCUUCGUGGGCGGCGUCCGCAAGAAGAGGCUGGAGGACGAGCUGCGGCCCGCGUAG
Messenger RNA from Talpa occidentalis (Iberian mole), 465 nucleotides. RefSeq names its product chromosome unknown C2orf50 homolog (gene CIMIP5). The transcript is spliced from 3 exons. NCBI's taxonomy places the organism in Eukaryota, Metazoa, Chordata, Mammalia, Eulipotyphla, Talpidae. The record is from RefSeq and is a predicted model, not a curated record. The coding region runs from base 1 to 465 and encodes 154 amino acids.